Messenger RNA from Phytophthora nicotianae INRA-310, 734 nucleotides. RefSeq lists its product as hypothetical. Bases 1 to 552 code for a protein of 183 amino acids. Gene Ontology annotation, molecular function: aminoacyltransferase activity. The record is from RefSeq and is a predicted model, not a curated record. The transcript has a single exon. Lineage: Eukaryota; Oomycota; Peronosporomycetes; Peronosporales; Peronosporaceae.
AUGUCGCUCGAGGAGGCUGCCCAGACCUUCUACGGUCUCGAGGAAUACCCGUGGAACGCCGCGGCAAAGAGCAUCGUGUACGUCAAGUCGCGUCUAUCGUGGAUCUUCGAGACGUACACGGACGGUGGCCUGGUGUCCUCCGGCCAAGUGGACCAAUUCACGACGGGUGCCUACUACACGUACCUGCUUGAGAUGGACGACGAUGGAACCAUCAUCGGUGGUGAGUGGGUCUACAAAUCGGACGAUGACCACCCUGAUUUCAUUUGGUUCCCUAAGGAGAAGCCUGCUGCUGAUACGGUGACCAGCAUUGGUCUCAGCUACGCAGAUGUGAGCAUGCUGCUUGCAAAGUCCGUGGCUUGCUCGGACUCGUCUGCUUCGUCGUCCGCUGGUUCUGAGCCUGCCGGUUCCGCCGGCUCGUCAUCGCCUUCGUCGUCUACGUCAUCCUCGACCGCUGCUUCGACCUCGGAUUCGGCUGCCAGCUCUCCGGGUGUGACGGGAUCAGCGUCGACUGGCUCAGCGACGUCGACGAGCGCUUCCAACAACCAGGCUUAAGUCUCCUUCGGCGAGCUCUUUUGCUUCCUACUGUUGGAACGUUAACAGUGUACUUCUCAGAAACUAGUAGCGUAACGAUGCUGUAGAACAUAGAACUCUACCUUUGUUCAUUCACCCCUCAAACAAACAACGGAAAACAUCGCUCUCGUACUCGGAUGUGAGCAUGCUACUGCAGAAGUCGG